Eurytemora carolleeae is the source of this 4808-nucleotide messenger RNA. Its product is annotated as discoidin domain-containing receptor 2. The record is from RefSeq and is a predicted model, not a curated record. Lineage: Eukaryota; Metazoa; Arthropoda; Copepoda; Calanoida; Temoridae. The coding region runs from base 93 to 3026 and encodes 977 amino acids. Gene Ontology annotation, molecular function: ATP binding; collagen binding; protein tyrosine kinase collagen receptor activity. Gene Ontology annotation, cellular component: signaling receptor complex. The transcript is spliced from 17 exons. Gene Ontology annotation, biological process: cell surface receptor protein tyrosine kinase signaling pathway; positive regulation of kinase activity; multicellular organism development.
AAAACUUUCCAGCAAAAGUGGUCAUUGGUUAAAAAAAUGCUCCUCUUAGUCUCAACAAGUGGGAUUACAAAUAAAUCAAAUGGUUUAACGAGAUGAGAAUUCAUACCGGAGCAAUCCUUGGAUUUGCUCUUCUCCUCCAGAUACAGCUGGUACAGCUGAGCAAAUCUAAACCUGGAACUCAAUCCAAUCUAUUGAAUAAAGAAUGUUCCAGAUCUCUGGGUAUGGAGACAGGAGAUAUAAAAGAUUCUGAUAUCUCUGCUUCUUCGUAUUUUGACUAUCAUAGCGUUGGACCUCACAAUGCAAGGGUUCGUCAGGAUAUCCGGGGAGGAGCCUGGUGUCCUCGCUCCGUGAUCCAGGUCGGGGUGGAGGAAUGGCUGGAGGUUAACCUACACACGGAGCACUGGAUUACUGGAGCAGAAACCCAAGGAAGGUUCGGAGGAGGUCAGGGACAGGAGUUCACGGAGCAGUAUCAGAUUCAAUACUGGAGAGAGAGCAUAGGAGACUGGGUAACCUACAGAAACCAUUCUGGACAUGGUUUACUCCAGGGUAAUGAAAAUACUUACAUCACAAACUACGAGGACCUGGACCCGUCUCCUGUGGCGAGUAAGGUUAGAUUUCUUCCGUACAGUUCUCAUCCGCGUACAGUUUGCAUGCGCGUUGAGGUGUACGGUUGCUUGUACACCAAUCCAGUUUUGACGUACAGCGCGCCACCUGGCGACGAGUUUUCUCCAGGAGUUUAUCUCGAGGAUGUGUACGACGGUCAGAUUCAAGAUGGCGGAGCUAGACAAAAUGGCGGAGCUAAACAAGGAUUAGGAGUUCUCACAGAUGGACGGAUAGGAAGAAAUUUAUCGUAUACCGAUCAGGGGUUAAACUCAGCACCUGGUUGGGUUGGAUGGAGGAACAAGAAGAAUCCUCUGCAGCUGGAGUUUAAGUUGAAAACUCGUAUGAUGAUUUCCGGAGUAACUGUCUCAUGCUAUCAUAAACCGGAUAUGGGUAUUCAGGUUUUCAAACAGAUUCAAAUACGGGUUGGAAAUGGUUCUGGGAAACCCCAGCUUGUGAUUCUCAGCUCCAGCUCUGAUACUGUAGUCCCGGGGUUAAAUAAUCUCCAGCUUAAAGUGCCAAACAUCACUGCGGAGCAGUUCGUCCUUAGUAUAGAGUUCAAGGACAAGUGGAUUCUUAUUUCGGAGAUUAAUUUUUCAACAAUACCUAGCGGAGAAAUCAAAAACUUUGCGGAACCAGAAACGAAAACCAUGAAACCAAAACCUAAUCCUAAUCCAACCUAUGAAGUUGAACCUGAACCUGACUCCGGGUCCGGAGAUGUAUCAGAAGAAGGAGAAAAAUCCCCCGAGGUAUUGAAGGAUAUUGAAGAUCCAAACCAGGAUAUGCCUGACUCCCACAAACCGGAAGAGAGGGAGAAGAAUUCGUUUCCGGAGAAGAUGAAUGAUAAGAGUGAGACGUAUAUCGGAGUUGUGAUUGGUAUUCUCUCUGUAACCGUCCUUCUCCUCCUCUCCGCUAUCCUCCUUAUUCUAAGGAAAAAUAGGCAGAAGAUUUUCUCUAAACAUUCAAUGUUGAAAACACAUAUGGAGAAGAAAAAUGGGAACCUAACAAUGAAGGAGAUGCGUCUUCGACUUAGUCCUCUGAAGUCAACCUCACAUUCUUUACAAGGACCAUUCGGACACCUGGAGGAGUCGGACACAGAGGACGGAUCCAUGUACCAGGAACCAUUCAGGUUGGUGGAUCCUAACCCAGAGUUCCGAAAGCUUGUGAAAAACUACAGCUGCGGUAGGUUGUGUGAUUACGAUGAUUUCGGAUCCUUGAAUCCAGGAGCUUCAAACAAGUUUGGUUCUACUCCACUCUUUAACCUUCAAACCAAUGAUAGAAUGAGAAAACCAACCACGUCUAAAUCCUUUACAAAUAAUCUGUAUGAGAAGGAUUACAGGAAACCCAGUUUUGAUCCAGGAUACUCAGUUCCGAUCAGUAAAUCAAGACACAGUCUAGCUCCGGCUCUAUCCGUCCCUGCACCAGAGGAAACAUUCUACGCGGCGACAGAUAUUAUCAAGGAGACACGAAGACGAGAUUGUCGGACAAAUUCAUUGACAUGCAUGCUCCUUCCUCAGGGUCCCUUGAACCAGUGGAAGGACGGAUCUGAUCCAUGGAUAUCUCAACCUUCUCCCCCGGAUAGACCCAUUCCUGAUCUUAGUAGGAAGAAUUUGAGACUUGUUAAGAAACUUGGAGAGGGAAAGUUUGGUUUGGUAAGACCAGGAUUCCUUUUUUUACAAUAUUUUAAACUCCGGAUUCCAUUUAGAGAUAUUAAAUCUCUCUGGAAGAACAGUUCUAAACUUGAAAGAGACGAGUUUCUGAGUGCCGGACGACUGCUAGGAAAACUCUCCCAUCCCAACCUAUCCUUGGUAGUUGGUUUCUCAAGACAAGAUGAUCCGUACUGUAUACUCUCUGAGUACCUGGAGUACGGAGAUCUUUAUCAGUUCUAUCAAACCAACAACACUUUCUUGUCUGCGGAGGAUGCUCUGGAGUUUCGGAUGAAAACCUUGGUUCAGAUUUGCUCCGGGAUGGUUUAUCUAGACGGACUAGGUUGUGUGCACCGUGAUCUGGCGACCAGGAACUGUUUGGUUGGAUCUGAUUACAGGAUCAAGGUUUCAGAUCUAGGUAUAUUUCAACCCUUGUACGCCGCCUGCUACUAUACCUGUACAGAGGAUAGAAUACCACUCCGGUGGAUGCCCUGGGAAGCAGUUACCAUGGACGAAUGGAGCUCAGCUAGUGAUGUCUGGGCUUUCGGAGUUGUAAUCUGGGAAAUCCUGACAGAUUGUAGAACCCUUCCCUUCUCCAUACUCUCUGAUAUACAGCUGGAGGAGACAAUCAGGGAGCGGGUUCAGGUUCUACCCAGCUCUCCUGAGGAUUGGGAGGAUAGGGACGGAUUGGUGGAGAUCAUGUUUCAAUGUUGGAGUAGAGAACCUAGGCAUAGACCAUCCUUCUCCUCCAUCCUUCAACAGAUUAAUAGAUUAUCUUAGAUCAGUUCUCACACUAUUCAUGAGUAGGAUUUAUAUAUAUUCUCUACUCUAUGAGUAGGAUUUAUACAAAUUCUCUACUGCAGAAGUAGGAUUUAUAUAUAUUCUUAACUCUCGGAGUACGAAUUAUAUAUUCUAUACUCUUGGAGUAGGAUUCAUAUAUUCUCUACUCUAGCAGUAGGAUUUGUAUAUUUUCUCUACUCUAGAAGUAGGAUUUGUAUAUUUUCUCUACUCUAGAAGUAGGAUUUGUAUAUUUUCUCUACUCUAGAAGUAGGAUUUGUAUAUUUUCUCUACUCUAUAGAAGUAGGAUUUAUAUAUAUACUAUACUCUAAAAAUGACAAGACUUACUACACCAUCACUAUAUGGUCUGACUAGAAUACAACAUUACACUAUGGCCUUACUCCAAUACAUCAUUACAAUGUGGUCUUACUAGAAUACAUCAUAACAAUGUGGUCUUACUAGAAUACAUCAUUACAAUGUAGUCUUACUACAAUACAUCAUUACAAUGGGGUCUUACUACAAAACACCAUUACAAUAUGGCCUUACAACAAUACACCAUUACAAUAUGUUCUUACUACAAUACAUCAUUACAAUGUGGUCUUACAACAAUACACCAUCACAAUAUGGUCUUACUACAAUACAUCAUUACAAUGUGGUCUUACAACAAUACACCAUUACAAUAUGGUCUUACUACAAUACAUCAUUACGAUGUUGUCUUACUACAAUGCAUCAUUACAAUAUGGUCUUACUUCAAUACAUUAUUACAAUAUGUUCUCACUACAAUACAUCAUUACAAUAUGGUCAUAAUACAAUAAAUUAUUACCAUAUGUUCUUACUACAAUAUAUUAUUACCAUAUGUUCUUACUACAAUACAUUAUUUCCAUAUGUUCUUACUACAAUACAUUAUUACCAUAUGUUCUUACUACAAUACAUCAUUACAAUAUGGUCUUACUACAAUACAUCAUUACAAUAUGGUCUUACUACAAUACAUCAUUAUAAUAUGGUCUUACUACAAUACAUCAUUACAAUAUGGUCUUACUACAAUACAUCAUUACAAUAUGGUCUUACUACAAUACAUCAUUACCAUAUGUUCUUACUACAAUACAUCAUUACAAUAUGGUCUUACUACAAUACAUCAUUAUAAUAUGGUCUCACUACAAUCUAUCUAAAUUUUCCUGUAGAAAAUGUUUUUUGUUGCAGAUCCCAAAUUAUAUAAUUUUUGUCAGUGUUCUAUUUCUACGGUGUUAGAAUUAAUAAAUGUUCUAAACUAAUCUGUAUUUUCUCCAUUUCUAAAAGUUCUCCUGCAAUAAUUAGAUUAAAAUUCAAAUAAGAAGAUUAAUUUCGAACUUUCAGUGCUGAGACCAAGAUUAAGAUGAGGAAGGAUCUAGAUAAUAAACCUUUAAUUAAAGUCAGAUUUUGCCUUUACUAUUUAUUACCUUUAAUGUAGAUAAUACAUAGUUUUUAAGUAUGUGUAUAGUAUGUUGUACAAUGUACAAGAUAUAAUAUAUAUGUUGUAAAUAUAUUGUAUUAUUGUAAAUUCUUAAAAUUUAACCCUUCUCCCUGGUCAAUGUUUUGUACUAAGAUACGCCUUACCCGUUGUACAUUGUAAAUUACAUGUAAAUUGUACAAUGCUUUAUGUACAGAGUUUACUGUACAUAAUCUCAGUUUAAACCAAUCUGAUUAAACAUUAUUUAAAGUAUAAAAUGAUUUACGACGUGUUUAAUGUUUUAAUAUAUUUGUAACUGUGAUACUUUCCCCCGCUAGUAAAAUAUAUUAGUUCUCCUA